AUGAGUGGCACCCCAGAUCCUGCCACUGUCCCUGUGGUGGCCACGCAGGUGAAGCUGGGGGGCUGGAGCCGUCGAGGUGGGGGCCGUGGGUUUCUCCCUUCCCUCCAGCACCAGGAGCUCUGGGCCUUCCUCAACCUUCUGGAGGACAGUUUUCUCCAGGAAUUCCUCUCCAAAGACCCCUGUUUCCAGAUUUCAGAUAAGUAUCUCCUGGCCAUGGUGCUGGUUUACUUCCGGCGCGCCAACAUGCAGCUCAGCGAAUACACCCACAGCAACCUGUUCUUGGCACUGUACCUUGCAAAUGACAUGGAGGAGGACCUGGAGGACCCCAAAUGUGAGAUUUUCCCGUGGGCUCUGGGCAAAGGUUGGCGUCCUCGGGUCUCAGACUUCCUGCACCAGAGGGACAAGCUGUGGGCGCGGAUGGACUUCCGGGCCGUCGUGAGCCGCCAGUCCUGCGAGGAGGUCAUGGCGAAGGAGCCGUCCCACUGGGCCUGGACUCGGGAGCGGCGCCCCCACCAUGGUGGGGCACAGAGGGGCUGCCCAGAGGGUCCGGUCUCCCUCCCCCGGGGCCCCGGCCUCUCGCCACCCCCCUGUUCCCUCUGUGGCCUGCCCCCGUGCCGCCACCGGCUCUGCCGCCACUUGCCUGUGUCAUUCAAGUGCCCUUCCCGGACCCCUGAGUGUCGUGGCUCUCCCUCCCGAGUCUGUCUCUCGGUGGUUGAAGACCCCUGGGGUGGGGGCUUCCUCAUUGUCCUGCCCUCACAGCUGCAACUGGAGCCAGGCAUCUACACCCUCCACGUCCUCCGGGAGCCUCCGCUGUGCCCUGGGCCCUAGCACUCGGCGGGGUGAAGAGCCGCCGGCCUGCUGGCCCCUGCACCCAACGCUCCACUGGCUGUGCCCCGCCCCCCGUGGCCUCCUCUCUUGUUGGCUUCAGGCUGGCAGUGCCACCCACGCCCCCUGCCCCUUCCUCCCAACCUGCAACUUGUACCCACGCUGGCCCUGGCCCCCUCCAAUAAACUCGUGUCACAGGACACCA
Messenger RNA from Choloepus didactylus (southern two-toed sloth), 1030 nucleotides. It is a transcript of the gene SPDYC, whose product is annotated as speedy/RINGO cell cycle regulator family member C. The record is from RefSeq and is a predicted model, not a curated record. Gene Ontology annotation, biological process: positive regulation of cyclin-dependent protein serine/threonine kinase activity. The transcript has 6 exons. NCBI's taxonomy places the organism in Eukaryota, Metazoa, Chordata, Mammalia, Pilosa, Megalonychidae. Gene Ontology annotation, molecular function: protein kinase binding. Bases 1 to 828 code for a protein of 275 amino acids.